This is a messenger RNA of Misgurnus anguillicaudatus (oriental weatherfish), 3488 nucleotides long. RefSeq lists its product as uncharacterized. NCBI's taxonomy places the organism in Eukaryota, Metazoa, Chordata, Actinopteri, Cypriniformes, Cobitidae. The record is from RefSeq and is a predicted model, not a curated record. Gene Ontology annotation, biological process: regulation of cell population proliferation. Gene Ontology annotation, molecular function: protein binding; signaling receptor activity.
UACGUGCUUUUGGGUAAACACGUCAUUCUCUGUUUCCUCUCCGUUCUCUCUGUUUCCUCUCAGGUAACGUGCAGUUCUAACACUAUAUCUCGGUAUUACUGCUGUCAUGUAUAGGCACGUAAGAAUCCUUUCAGCUCUUUUGUGUUUGCUGUUAUUUUACCAAAUUGUGAAUUCCAAGGAUUGUCCAGUAGGUCAGAAGUAUGAUAUGAACAGAAAAACUUGUGUGAACUGUCUAUACAAGCAAUACAAAGAUAGCCCGAAAGGUUCUCACUGUAUUCCAUGCAGCUCAUGUAAAACAGGUAGUACUGAAACCUUGCCAUGCACGCGAACCAGUGACACUGUCUGCCGCUGUAAAGAAGGCUUUAAGCCCAAAUAUAAGAAUAAACAAACACUUUGUUAUUGUGAAGAGGGGUCUGAAAUAGAUUAUACAGGAUCAUGCACCAAAUGUAAAAAAGGAUUUUUCUCGGACCAAAGAAACUCGAAAGAGUGUCGAAAAUGGAGAGAAUGUAUGUAUGGCAUUAAGUCUCCAGGAAACAACACUUCUGAUGUUGUUUGUUACAAUUCUUUGGAAAACAAAACCGAACAUAGAACAGAAGCUCCAAUUGUUCAAACCACCUUGCAUCGGAUCCUCACAGUUCAAACCACCUUGGAUCACACUUCCACAACAAAGUCUUCUAUUGCGACAACAUAUAAGAGGACUACAGCAUCCACCCCCAAAAACAGAGACCAUUUCAACAUCUUGUGGCUGGUCAUGCUAUGUUGUAUUCUUCUGCUGAUGGGACUAUUGUACCAUAAGUGUAAAAUCACCCGCUGCUUUAAAAACAACAGAAAAGAGGAUUCACGAAAAGACAGCACAUACAGCAAGCCUGUUGAAGAAUCUGGGGGGAAGAGUCCUCAACUGUACAGAUCAAUGGUAUUUCCUUAGUCAUGCGGGAAUACACAUGCUGAUAAAACAUAUACCUUUGGAUAAUAGCAUCUGCCAAAUUCAUACAUUUAAACGUACAUGUGUCUAUCUGUGAUUGUCUAACACAGUUAUUCACAGCGUUAUUGUUUCUUUUUGUGGAAUACUUAGCUGUUAGCAAUAGUAGUUGUUAUAUAACUUGUUGAAUUGCUGUGAACAUCAUGGCUAGAUCCCACUUAUAUUAUAAUCUAAGCAUAUUGUAAUUGCCUUGUUUGCUUAUGUUUAUAGAAAUAUUUCAAUGUUUAGUUUUUUAUUGUUGUAUUAUUAGCUUUAUAUAUAUUUUGUAUAGAUUGGUUCAGAUAGUACAUAUAGGCUGCUUUCACACGGCAAAAAUUGGGGAGUGACAACCGUAUUUAACCGUAUAAUGUCCAGUUUACACGGCAAAGAGUACUUUCUGUAUGAACAAUCAACCGACCUCAAACCCUGUAACCAUAGUGAUAGAAACUUUAUUUAUGUGAUUUACAAAAACAGCAGAAAUGUAUGACAUUUCCCAUUGUAAUUGUAAGGGUGAUUCCAUAUUUAAAGAUGAAAAUUGCGCAAAUAAAAAACAGCUUGCACGCAAUGGAAACACGGUAAUUUCACAUAAACGCCCAUAUGUCGCAAAAAAGUUUACGCUCGAGUGAGGUGGUUUUUAAAGCAAAUCGAAAAAGAAAUAUAUCGCACAACUGCGAUGAAAACGAUCAUUCCUUAAAGGGACAAUAAGUAGGAUUUACCCCCAUCUAGUGGUGAAAUUGUAUUUUGCAUUCAAACGAAUAGUGCUCUCUAGCGCCUCGCUUUUCCAAAUGCGUGUUGCAAUUACAGUAGCCGUUAUGUAAUCACUGAUCUCCUUGUCCGUUUCAGCUAUUUCAGGUGUUUUGAAUGAAAACGCGUUGGUAGGCUAGUGCUUUUUGUCCCUCUCCGCUAUUAUAGUUUAUCAGUAUGGCGGAACGACAUGGAGGCCCCCUUACUGUCCUUUUAAAUAUUGCGCGGUAUGUUUGGUUGGAGGACAAGAUAGAAGGGGUGUGUUCGACUGGGAGUCACAAGAACCGACAAGCGCAUGACAAUAGUUUUUUUUUUGGUCGACAUUAAGAAGUUUAAUAAAUUAAACUUAAUACACUUUUGUGCAAAUUUUUAAUGAAAAUUAUCAACUGUAAGAUCAACUGUGCAUAACCUUAUAGACAAUGUUGGGGGUAACGCAUUACAAGUAACGUGCAUUACGUAAUAAUAUUACUUUUCUGAAGUAACGAGUAAAGUAACGCAUUACUUUAUAAAUGAGUUAUUUUUUUAAAAGUAAUGCGAGUUACUUUUCGGUUUAAUUAUUUUGAUUUUAAAAAAUCAUUGAAUUAAACUGAACGUAGUCACGUAGAAUUCCGCAUUCUAUGCGUGCGCGCCUGAGCGGGAAUAAGUAUUACUUUUUCAUGAAAAGUUACUAAGUAACGCAAUUAAUUACUUUUUUGGGGAGUAACAAUAUUGUAAUGCAUUACUUUUAAAAGUAACUUUCCCCAACACUGCUUACGGUGCAAUCCUGCUGCACAAUUUGCAGUCAUUUUCAUGCAUUGUACCCUAACAUGACAAAGAGCAACGAGUGACAUGACAGACAACCAGUUAUCCAGUACGGUUCUGUUCACACAGCAGGGGCCUCAUUUAUAAAGCAUGCGUACGCACAGAUUUGAUCGUAAAGUAUGCGUACGCAAAAAUCCACGGCAAAGUCAAUAUUAUAAAAACUGUCUUUGACGUGGAAAUGUGCUUAACGCCAUGUCAGGGUCUGAGCAGACGUACGCACUUUUGCUUGUCCAAUUGCUGCAGGUUUUUGGCAAUAUAAGCCAUUCUUGCUGCUCGAAAUUGGGUUUAAACAUUGACAAGCGCUCUUUUAUAUGUCUAUGACAUUAAUUAGACAUUGUUUAAAGGCGGAGAUCUGAAACUGCUCAGCUGCGCACAAGUUCAAGAUCAUUUGCGAUUUAUAAAUUUAAAGAAAGGGGUACGUGCAUUUUGUGUGCGUAAGUUCGGUUUAGGAAUCACACGUACGCAUUUUUGAUAAAUGAUCGUAAGAUCAAAUGUAGGAUGGUUUCUACGCAGCAUUUUAUAAAAGAGGCCCCAGGGCUUCUCCGUAAAUGUGGUUGUGAGACCCGAAAAAAAACUCGUAAAUAACCAAACUGCAUGUGAACACAAAUGUAUUAAGGACUAAAACAUUGGUUUGACAACCAUAUUCUGGUGCCGUGUGAAUGUAGCCAUAGUCAUUGUAGCUUUUAUAGGGCUGUUUAAAGAUCCAUUUGAGUUCAGAUGGCUGAAGAAUAAUUUGAAGCCAUGAACUGAUUACCAUUCCUUUCUUUGGAAUUCGAUUGGUAAAUGCGAAAUUUACCACAUUGCUGAACUGACACUGCAGUCGACACUUUACAGUAUAUAGGCUGCUAAGAUGACGUCACAGUUUCCUUCCCACUGCACGGCUGUUGACUACAGAGAUAUUCGGUCGUGACUCAUGCAUUCCUGAAAAACACAUGAAUUUGCCAUAUUUAGGUGGGCUAAGGACAACUUCUGAGAAUCUUUCCUG